GUCUGCUACCAAAAUAAGUAACGUUAGCAAAUUUCAGCCUCUGGUGCAAAAACUUUUAAUGAUUUUUUUCUCGUGGCAUAAAUAUAUUAAAGCCUUUUGCACGACAUUAUAUAUAUUAAAUAUUUACAUGAAAUUCUUAAAUAGGAAAACGAACCAGUCUUGUUGUGAAACUAGCAAGUUGGCGAGCUAGCGACCCGCUAAUAGAAGCCUUAGAUUACAGUAAGGUUAGUUAGCGAGCUAAUUAGCUCUUAACCAUGGCGGAGAGCACAAACAAUAGUAUUGCGAAUCUUCCUCCCGGAGAUCCACAGCUCAUAAACUUUAUUGUUGAGCAUUUGAAAAACCGAGGACUGUUUGACGAGUUUAGGAGAGACUGUCUUGCAGACGUGGACACAAAGCCCGCUUAUCAGAAUUUACGACAGAAGGUUGACAACUUCGUAGCCAAUCAUUUGAGCACCCAAGAGUGGAGUCCUUCAAUCAAUAAGAAUCAAGUUCGGAAUGGACUGAGGCAGAGUGUGGUCCAGUCGGGGAUGCUGGAGUCAGGCGUUGACCGUAUCAUAUCGCAGGUGGUAGACCCAAAACUUAAUCACAUCUUUAGACCCCACAUAGAGGAUGCCAUCCACGACUUCCUGGCUUCAGAAAAGAAAGAGGAGGCGCCGUCGAACUCAACCAAUCUGGACGCUGAGCAGCCAGAAGCCCCCAGUAACAAUGUAGUAAAAACCCCAUACAUGUACGUCAAAUUUUCGAUAGGGGUAUUUUUAUUAUUGACAGUAAAGCAGGUGGACUCGACGGAAACAAGCGAUGUUCCAGAGACCUCGCAAGAGAGACUUCUUACCAUCCAGAAAAGACGGCUGUCUCUGCAGAACACAGCCGAGAUACAGCAUUGCCUGGUGACUGCGGGAGAUGUAGGCUGUGGUAUGUUCGAGUGCUUCAACAACAAUUCGUGCGAGAUUCGGGGUCUGCACGAGAUCUGUAUGACAUUCCUUCACAACGCCGGUAAAUUUGACUCUCAGGGAAAAUCGUUCAUCAAAGACGCGCUCAAGUGCAUGGCGCACGGACUGCGUCACAAGUUCAGCUGUGUCAGCCGCAAAUGCUGGGCAGUAAAGGAGAUGGUGUUUCAGCUGCAACGCGAGUGCUACGUGAAACACAAUCUGUGCGCCGCUGUCAGAGAGAACGUCAACGUCAUGGUGGAAAUGAUCCACUUUCAAGACCUAUUUCCCAAAGGGCCUCAUGUGGAGCUGGUGAACAUCCUCUUGGGCUGCGGGGAGGAGGUGAGGGUGGCCAUUGCCCAGAGAGUGCGCAUGCAAUGCGAGCAGAACUGGGGCGCGCUUUGUGCCAGUCUCAGCCUGUGCUCCAUAAGCCAACUGGAGAGCUCGGCCCCGCCCCGAGCCACCAUUGGCCCCGCCCACCCAACCUCCCACGCAGGCAAUGCCCUGCCUCCCGGUGGCCACUUGGCACUGGCCCAACCCAAGCUAGACAGGGAGGCAAUUGGAGAAGAGACCUGGAUCGGCAAAGACGAGAGGCAGUUCCAUUUGAGUUCUCCAUCUCAGGACAGGAACGCAACCAAUGCAGAGAUGACAGAGUCAAAUGCACCACUCAAUAACACAGAGGGAGACAUUCAGCCCAACAGGUUAUAA
Messenger RNA from Chanos chanos (milkfish), 1634 nucleotides. RefSeq names its product stanniocalcin 2b (gene stc2b). Bases 255 to 1634 code for a protein of 459 amino acids. NCBI's taxonomy places the organism in Eukaryota, Metazoa, Chordata, Actinopteri, Gonorynchiformes, Chanidae. Gene Ontology annotation, molecular function: hormone activity. The transcript has 7 exons. Gene Ontology annotation, cellular component: extracellular region. The record is from RefSeq and is a predicted model, not a curated record.